Molecule: messenger RNA, 2519 nt
Organism: Sciurus carolinensis (gray squirrel)
Lineage: Eukaryota; Metazoa; Chordata; Mammalia; Rodentia; Sciuridae
Gene: Ndufc1
Product: NADH:ubiquinone oxidoreductase subunit C1
Exons: 5
Coding region: 262-492 (76 amino acids)
Cellular component (GO): mitochondrion
Source: RefSeq, a predicted model, not a curated record
UUCCCGCUAGGAAACCGAGAAAUAAAUGCCUCUUCCCUACUCCAGAAAGAAGGGAACCGGAGAGGACGUGAGAAGCUUCAAACUCAGAUAUGCAACCAACUAUAAGGAGACAAAAGACGGAGGCCGGGGGCGCUGGGGAACCCUAGCCGGCAGGACUCCUUCGCGCUGCCCCGAGCUCCGGCGCUCCCGCCGCCAGGGGGCGCUGCGGCCGCGCAGACUCGCGGGAGGAGGGGCGGGGCGGAGGCGGAGCCUGCCCGAGACAUGGCGUCGUCCGCGCUGCUGCGCUCCUGCUCGCGGCUGCUGGCCCCCGCCAGGCUCCCCAGCGGUCCUUCGGCACGGUCAAAGUUCUACCUGCGAGAUCCGCCGAACGACAAACCUGACUGGCUGAAAGUUGGACUGACCUUGGGUACCACUGGCUUCCUGUGGUUUUAUCUCAUCAAACAGCAUAAUGAAGAUGUUUUAGAGUAUAAAAGAAGAAAUGGUUUGGAGUAAAUUUUGGAGUUACUACUAUAGUAUGCUCCAUAUAAUGAUUAUAGAAGUUCUUCUGGAUUCACUGAUCUAUUGAGUUUUGAAUGUCAGAGAAAGUUAUAUGUGAAUAUAUACGAAGUCAGAAUUCAUGUUUUCUUUGAUUAAACGAAAGAAAUGAAACUAUUCUGUGUUCUGCAAAUAAUACAUAUUGUGACAACUUGUAAAAAAUGUCUAAGGUACAUUAUUAGAAGUACUUCAAUAUGGAAGACACCAUCUGAUAAUAGGGUCAUUGGUAUUUAAAAAAAUUCAUAAGAAGACUUGUCAUAGAGAUGGAUUUGAUAGGGGUUGGGGUUGUAUAGCUCAGUGGUAGAGCACUUGCCUAGCACGUGUGAGGCACUGGGUUUGAUCCCCAGCACCACAUAAAAAUAAAUAAAUAAAGGUAUUGUGUUCAUCUACAACUAAAAAUUAAAGAAAUGGAUUGGAUAGUCCCUGCUGAUGAACUUACUUCUAAACUUUUAAUUUCUGAUUAAAACACUUACUCUUUAGUAUGUCAAGGAGACAGAACUAUUUUACUACUCAAAAUACAAAAGAUCCUAAAUGUUUUCUUCUAGAGAAGCCAUUUUGGUAAGUUAGAAAGUAAAGAUGAAUUCUGCUACCAGUAGUUCUUCUAACUUCAUUUCCUUGAAUUUAAAUUAUUUUUAUUUGGGUGAGGUUUGUUGUCCCUUUUAAAUAAGAUGGCUUUCACCCAAUGAUUUAGGAAUCUUUAGAUUGUUCUUAAAAAGGGCAAAGAGGGGCUGGGGAUAUAGCUCAGUCAGUAGAGUGAUUGCCUCACAAGCUUAAGGCCCUGGAUUCAAUCCCCAGCACUGCAAAAAAAAAAGGGGGCGGGGGGGAAGAGGUCCAGGCGUGGUAGCACAUACCUGUAAUCCCAGCAGCUCCGUAGGCUGAGGCAGGAGGAUCUGGAGUUCAAAACUAGCCUCAGCAAUUUAUGGAGGCACCAAGCAUCUUAGCAAGACCCUGUCUCUAAAUAAAAUAUAAAAAAGGGCUGGGGAUGUAGCUCAGUGGUUAAGCACCCCCGGGUUCAGUCCCCAGUACCAAAAAAAAAGGUGUGGAGGGAAGAGGUCUAACAGACACAAUUUAUUUAAAAUAAUUCAUUUUUUCAUCUUCUUUUUGAAGUUAAGCAGAAAAGUCUGUUACUGGUAUUUUAUAUAUGUUGAGCUUUGGCCAACACUCAUUCUGGAUGAAUUGUAACCCAAUAUCUUUGGAAGUUAUUUCUAAUUCAGUUACUUUAUUUCAGAAUAGUUAUUUAAUAUAUGUUCAAUGAACAGAUAUUGAUAAUAGCGACUAUUACUUUGUGUCAGUUUGGAUUCCUGUUAGAAUUGAAAGGGCUUUAGAGAUUACAUAGACAAAUUUCAUGCAGCUGCAGUAACCAGAGGUGCAGAGUGAGCUGUCCAACAUCUGUGUUUAGUAGAAUAAUGAAUCAACAAAGAUGUUUAGGGGCUGGAGUUGUGGCUAAGUGGUAGAACACUUGCCUAGCACGUGUGAGGCACUGGGUUCGAUCCUCAGCGUCACACAAAAAUAAAUAAAUAAAGGUAUUGUGUCCAUCUACAACUAUUAAAAACAUUUUUUUAAAAAAUGCUUAUCUCCUGCCAAGAACAGGUGUAUGUGUUAGAUUAUAUGGCAAAGGGGAUUUGAUUGCAAUGGAACUAAGAUUCCUAAUCAGCACUAAGACAAGAUUACCCUGGAUUAUCUAUCCAGUUGGGCCCUCUAAUCACAAGGAUUCUUAUAAGGGGAAUAGGGAAGCAGGCACGAGAGUGUGUCAGUGACACAGUAUGAGAAGGCUUCAACCUGCCAUCUCUGGUUUUGAAGGUGGGAGGAGGCCAAGAGCCAAAGACUAUCAAGAAAACAAAUUCUCUCCUACAGCCUGCUAAAAAGAAUGAUCCUGGGGCUGGGGAGAUAGCACAAGGCCCUGGGUUCGAUCCCCAACACCGCAAAAAAAAAAAAAAGAAUGAUCCUGGUAACACCUAAUUUGUUUCAGGUCACAGGCUUUGUUA